Molecule: messenger RNA, 709 nt
Organism: Jaminaea rosea
Lineage: Eukaryota; Fungi; Basidiomycota; Exobasidiomycetes; Microstromatales
Exons: 1
Coding region: 209-628 (139 amino acids)
Source: RefSeq, a predicted model, not a curated record
CUUUUCCGACUUGCCUGGUAAGUAUGUCUGCUCAGGCUACGCGCCGCCUCGUGCCUCCCCCACACACGCUUCCAUGUCGCACGUCGAGGUGAUCCCAGUUCCGAGACGGACGACGGGGCGGCGUGGUCUUUGCUGCAUUGCAUCUGUGCCGCCGCUGUGUUUGGCUCGAGGGGGGGGACCAGCAGGGGACUAACGGGACUACUGGCUGAUGCGCCUUGAUGCCGACCGCAUUCUCGGCCCACGGGCCAGGUCCCAAAGGCGCGGCAACGCAAGCAACACUUGGCGGCGGCAGCAGCGCAUCUCGGCCCUUCAAGCCAGCCAGGUUAACUUCCGAGACGACGAGUACAGCACGAGGACGACACACACGGCUCCUGCAACCUCGUCCGCCCCCGUCCGAGCAUCACAACUUCUGAGCUUAGCCCAACACCGCGACGACAAACACACAAGAGGCCCUCGCAGCUUGUCUUGCUCGCUGUUUCUCUCCCUCCUUGUCCUACCUUCAACUGAUCAUCAAGUCUCAGCCUCCUCAACCAUCACGCAUCUAGCCCCGUGCGUACGUACCACCACACAAUCACCACUUCAGCUUCGCGCCACGAUUCAGGUGAACCCUCGGUUUGGGGUACAGUAGAAGCUUCCGGUCUCUCUUGUCCACACCGUCGCUCCAUCUUCGUCAGGUGAGUCCAGUCCCUUGAAGCUAGCGUGCCUGAGC